AUGGUACCGUUGUUCAACAAAGGAGUACAAACUUCUAAAUUUUGGAUGUCAACUGGGCAUUUUGUUGAAGGUGGCGGAGGUGGCGACGGUGGUGGUGGCGGUGGCGACGGUGGAGGUGGUGGAGGUGGAGACGGCGGGGGUUGGGGUGACGGUGGAGGUGGCAGAGAUGGAAGCGGUGGAGGAGGUGGUGACGGUGGAGGUGGUGGAGAUGGAGACGGUGGAGGAGGUGGUGGUGGUGGAGAUGGAGGCAGGAGUGGCUCUCCCAUUAGGCAAAAUAGGCUAUCGCCUAAGACUUCGGAAUCAGAAGGUGGUGCAUCAGAACUCGAACAUUGUAAAAAGUCAAAGUCAAAAGAUAAAGAUAAGCAUAACUCCAAAUGCUCGCCUCCUCCUCCUCCUAAACCUAAAAAAUCUCCCCCGCCAUCUCCUAAACCUAAAUGUCACUCACCACCUCCUCCGCCAUCUCCACCACCGCCUCCUCCGUCAUCUCCUCCGCCACCUCCUCCGUCACCCCCUCCGCCAUCACCACAACCGCCUCCUCCACCCCCUCCUCCGUCACCCCUUCUGCCGCCGCCACCUCCACCACCUCAAUCAAGUUGUCCAGUAGCAACAAGCGCACUAAACGAAACCUUUGGAGGAUGCAGUCUUUUCUUUAAUGGUAAUCCCGCCGAACUACCCACGUCAAUAUGCUGCGACAGUAUUCUUAAAUUUUCUGUCCCUGAAGCUGCUCUUUGUCUUUGCGAAGCCAUCCAAUUAAAUUACUUUGACAUUGAAGGUAUAGAACGUAAUCUUGCCAUUGGGGCGACUUUUGAGUAUUGUGGCACGAAGCUUCCUCAAGAUUAUGUGCCAUGUGGGCAGCUAGCAUGA
Oldenlandia corymbosa var. corymbosa is the source of this 864-nucleotide messenger RNA. Lineage: Eukaryota; Viridiplantae; Streptophyta; Magnoliopsida; Gentianales; Rubiaceae. The record is from the annotation of a GenBank genome assembly.